CGGGGCGGCCUCCCGGAGAAGGGUCAUUUCCUGCCUUCUUAAAUUGGCUACGAGGAUCAAUUAUUUUGCUCCAAUCCUCCCAGCUUCAGUUGCUCUUUCAGUUCCCCAUUCCGCAAGAGUACUAGGCGACAGAGAGUUAUGGAGAAGCGCCUGCAGGAGGCUCAGCUGUACAAGGAGGAAGGGAACCAGCGGUACCGGGAAGGGAAGUACCGAGAUGCAGUGAGUAGAUACCAUCGAGCUCUGCUACAGCUGCGGGGUCUGGACCCAGAUCUGCCGUCCCCGAUACCAAAUCUAGGACCUCAGGGCCCAGCUCUCACACCUGAGCAAGAAAACGUGCUGCACACCACGCAGAGAGACUGCUACAACAAUCUAGCUGCCUGCCUUCUUCAGAUGGAGCCAGUAAACUAUGAGCGAGUAAAGGAAUACAGUCAGAAAGUUCUGGAACGACAGCCUGAUAAUGCCAAGGCAUUGUACCGGGCCGGAGUGGCCUUUUUCCAUCUGCAGGACUAUGACCGAGCUCGGCACUACCUCCUGGCUGCCGUCAAUAGGCAGCCAAAAGAUGCCAACGUCCAGCGGUACCUCCAGAUGACACAGUCAGAACUCAAGAGCUAUCAUCGGAAAGAGAAGCAGCUCUACCUGGGCAUGUUUGGCUAACGAAGAAGAAAGAUGCUCCUCCACUUGAACUUGGAUGGACCAUUAAAGAUCCAUCAAGGGGAAACCUGAGCCUCAGCAAGAGAAGCUAACCCCAUACCUCUGACCCACAUGGAUUUCUGUUCUGUUUCCAGUUCUGCACGAACUUUUUACUAUUUACACGGUCCGUGUCAUUUUUUUUGUCUCUCCAUCUGUGUAUUUGUAUAGCUUUCAAUACAUGUUAUUCUUG
Molecule: messenger RNA, 880 nt
Organism: Trichechus manatus latirostris (Florida manatee)
Lineage: Eukaryota; Metazoa; Chordata; Mammalia; Sirenia; Trichechidae
Gene: TTC9C
Product: tetratricopeptide repeat domain 9C
Exons: 3
Coding region: 139-654 (171 amino acids)
Molecular function (GO): protein binding
Source: RefSeq, a predicted model, not a curated record